Molecule: messenger RNA, 1329 nt
Organism: Symbiodinium pilosum
Lineage: Eukaryota; Dinophyceae; Suessiales; Symbiodiniaceae
Source: the annotation of a GenBank genome assembly
AUGGGCGCCCAACUCCAGGCCUGUGGCCGAAUAUGCUGGAGCGAUGCGCCGAAAGCAGAAGCGCAAUCUGCCAAAAGCAGUAGCUCGCCACCGGAGUUGGCACAGUGGGCUCAGACCGGCCGUGUAAAAGCGACCCCAGUCAUGGAUGAAGGCUUCAUCUGCAUGGGCAGCAAAGCGCCAGUGUGUCCACAGGGAGCCCGGCAGGUUCCAGCAGGUCCCAUAACUCUGGCAACUCUACAAGGUUCGUGGCUCGGCUCUGGCGGUGCCAAGAUCUCAGUCAGGGGGACUGAAGUCAGCAUCAAUGGCUUGCCCCUCAAGGCUCACAAAGUUGAGCUGGAUGAUGACGGCGCUGUGGUUAGCAUUGGCAAGCUGUGGCAGCUACAGGGAUGGGAUCGAAACGGUGCGAUCGAGUUUAGGGCGUCCUCCACCCGAGAGAAUAUGGAGUCGGCUCGCUCAGAGCUCUGGACCCGCAUGGCAAGUACAUCGGCAGAGGUGUCGGAGAAGAUGAAACUCCUGGGCUAUGCUGGGAGUGCAGCGGAUCCCCUGGGCCGCGGGAUUGAAGGCUGCAUGCCAGGGACGAGUGGAGCAGAAAUGCCAGCGGGCUACAGCAAGAAGAAGGAUGCUGAAGAGGUGUCUUUGCUAUGCGCACUGGUCAGCCAAUGGCGGGAGCCAGCCACCUGUCAAAUUUGUCCCCGGCUUGUCAUCCCAGACUUUACAAAUCGAGCACAGACCGGCUUGGGCGUCGAGCUGCUGCACUACGUGGCAACAUCCAUUAGGCAAAAAGGUUUCCAAAAGAGAUCUGGCCGGCACGGCCAUGAUAUCCCUGUGCUGGUGCGCGAGCCCGCCGGAUCCGAUUCGAAGGCGGAGGCACUUCGAGUCUGGCGGGCACGAGUCGCAGAUGAGGAGGGCUUCCCACCUGUCCGAGCACGAGAUGAUGAGGAGAUUUUCACAUCCUUGGGAAACGGUCACUUUUUUCAGGCGCUGAACCUUUUCCAGACAGAAUGGAAGGCCAUCAAUGAUGACACGCACUACAGCGUGGGAUCUGACAACAAGCUGAAGGAGGCUCUCAACCAAGGCGUUGUGAGCGUGAUCCUAAAGCAUUCCACUCCACGCCCUGUCCGAGCAAAGAUCGCGGAGCUCUUGAAUGCCAAGCGCGAGUUUCAAUGGACUCUAAAUGAGGAUGGUACUGUGGAUACCGGAAACUCGCUGGAGAACACCGACUACUGCUCCCAGUUUGAAUGGCUGAGCAAGGGAAUGGAUGCGGAGCAGGUUAACUGCUUGGUCAGAACUCAUCUUGGCAUCAAGGAGAGCAAGCGCAUACAGGGCUGA